GAAUUUCUCUUAUGUUUCAGACGAGAAAAAUGUUUCAUCGGCGGUGAUAUCUCUCUUUUAAAGAUGGGCUCCACGGAUCAAUUAAAACCCGACCCUAUCCUUCCCGAUCCCCUGGAUUUAGAACCCGACCACCUUAAUCCCGAUCCAUCCCCUGAUCUGGAAACCCACCUUUGGACAGCCGAGCUUAAUCCCGAUAUAGAUGUCGACCAUUUUCACGCCGAUAUCCGCCAUGAUAUAAACCCCGACCUUCCAGCCCCGAUACAUCCCAGAUUCCGUUAUGAGCAUAUAUAUAACUAUACAUCAGACCCGGGGGAAGGAUCCGGAUUUCCAGAUCCGUAUCUGGAAUCCGGAUAUUUGGAUCCGGAGGCAGACUUAACAUUAAUCCACCCGGAUGAAAUUGACAACAAGUUCUACGGGCACCAUCAUCCUUACAAUGAUGCUCCUGGAAAUAAGAUGUACAAUCUCAUGCACAGUGAUACAAUCAUUGUCAUCAUUUCACUCAUUCUCAUGAUACUCCUUGGACUAAUUUUCAGGUAUCAUUCAAGCUCACUGUGCAUACUUUAGUAAUCCUUCCAGCUCACUGUGUAGUGUGUAAAUUA
Eurytemora carolleeae is the source of this 599-nucleotide messenger RNA. RefSeq lists its product as uncharacterized. The record is from RefSeq and is a predicted model, not a curated record. Lineage: Eukaryota; Metazoa; Arthropoda; Copepoda; Calanoida; Temoridae. The transcript has 2 exons. The coding region runs from base 64 to 564 and encodes 166 amino acids.